This is a messenger RNA of Argentina anserina (silverweed cinquefoil), 696 nucleotides long. Its product is annotated as blue copper protein-like. Gene Ontology annotation, cellular component: plasma membrane. The transcript has a single exon. The coding region runs from base 1 to 696 and encodes 231 amino acids. The record is from RefSeq and is a predicted model, not a curated record. NCBI's taxonomy places the organism in Eukaryota, Viridiplantae, Streptophyta, Magnoliopsida, Rosales, Rosaceae. Gene Ontology annotation, molecular function: electron transfer activity.
AUGGCUUCCAAAUUAAGAAACAUCCUAGUCCUUUUGGUGGUGGCGAUAGCUCUUUGUGGCGUUUGUUCUGCCUCUAAUGCUGGUGCUGGAGCUGUUCAUAGAGUUGGCGGCUCGGAAGGUUGGGUAGUACCUGUCAAUUACAACCAGUGGUCCUCCUCAGAAGAGUUUAACGUGGGCGAUAGUCUUUUGUUUUCUUACGAUGAGCACCUCCACAAUGUUGUUGAAGUUACUGAGGAAGGUUUCAAAUCAUGCGAGUCCACCGCUCCCAUUGCAGUUUAUAGUUCUGGCUCAGAUACAAUCACGCUUAAAAGGCCUGGCCAUUAUUACUUUCUUUGUGGUGCUCCCAGUCAUUGUGAAUAUGGACAGAAGGUUGAGGUUAUAGUCAACCUUCCCACACCUGAAACCACGGUCUCCUCUCCGAGCCCGGCACCUUCUGGAUUGUUUUCUCCUUUAACUCCUCGUUCUGAAAGUCCGAUCUCCUCUCCUAGCCCAGCACCUUCUGGAUUGUCUUUUCCUUCAACUCCUCGUCCUGAAAGUCGGGUCUCCUCUCCUAGCCCGGCACCUUCUGUAUUGUCUUCUCCUUCAAUUCCUCGUCCUGAAGAGAGGCCACCACACUCAGCGGCUCUGACCAUCGAUGUUCCCAAGCUUUCCCUGGCUUUUGCUUCUGUGCUUGUGUUUUCUAAAUUGAUGUUUUAA